UUUUUUUUUUUUUUUGCUUUUCAGUAUAAAUAUAUGCUUCUGCUCUCAAGUCUCAACUAGCAAUUGCUUUUUUGGACCCCUGUUUUAGCUCCAAACACAAAAUACACAGCUAGAUUUAUACUGCAAAAUUCAAACAAAAUAAUCAGAUUUUGAGAUUGUUUUUCUUCAAAAUCUUUGCUAUUCCAGAAUGGUAAAAGGGGCAAUGCAACUAUGGCUACGUGCAAUAAUAACUUUGCUUAUAUUGAUUAUUACUGAAGGACACCCAGUUGAUAUUACUUAUCUACAGAGUGCAGUAGCAAAAGGAGCUGUAUGUUUGGAUGGGAGUCCGCCAGCAUACCAUUUUGAUAAAGGAUUUGGAGCAGGAGUUAACAAUUGGUUUAUCCAACUUGAGGGAGGAGCAUGGUGCAACAAUGCCACGACUUGCCUUGCCCGUGCAAAAACACGAUUGGGAUCAUCUAAACUCAUGGCAAAGACAGUGUCUUUUUCCGGGAUUUUGAGCAACAAGGCUAAGUUUAAUCCAGACUUUUACAACUGGAACAGAAUUAGAAUUAGAUAUUGUGAUGGAGCAUCCUUUACUGGUGAUGUUCAAGCAGUUGAUCCGAAAACAAAAGUAUACUACAGAGGAGCCAGGAUUUUUUUGAAGACUGUUGCAGGUACCUCUCAUAUCGAACAGUACUACGGUGAAGUUGUCAACACACAUGGUUCCGCGAAGAAUUUACCUCAAUCGUGUACCUCAAGACUGAAACCAGGAUUGUGUUUUUUCCCACAAAAUGUUGCGCAACAAAUCAAGACGCCACUUUUCCUAGUAAAUGCAGCCUAUGAUUCCUGGCAGAUAAAGAAUUGGCAUAACUGCAAGCUUGACAUAUUGAAAUGCUCAUCUGCUCAGCUCCAAACCAUACAAGCUUUUAGGACGGAGUUCUUGAAAGCAUUGAAUUCACUUGGCCCAUCCUCGACAAGAGGGUAUUACAUCAAUUCCUGUUACGCACAUUGUCAAACUGGAACACAGGAGACAUGGCUAAGGGACGACUCGCCAAAAUUAGCUGGCACGACAAUUGCCAAAGCAGUUGGAGACUGGUAUUAUGACAGAAAACGAUUCCAAUCGAUUGACUGUCCUUACCCCUGCAACAAGACCUGCAAGAACCGGAAUUUUGAAUCGGAUGCUCGUCGGAUAAUAUAGAUGACUGAUGAAAGUUUUUCUGUGAGAUUGUUAUACAGAGACUUACAGAUUUUCCAAAAGGGCGAAAGAGAAAAAUGUGGAAUUAAAGAGUGUAUCAAGUAUGUUAUAAUAAGGGAAAGCCAACACUGCACAGAAUUGUGUGCUUUGGUUUCCCCAAGAGAAACUGUUUUGUAUCAUUUUUUUUAAGGUUAAAUUUUAUGUAUCUUGUUAUAAUGUAAAAGUCAAUAAUAAGCUUUUAUUACAGUGCUAA
This is a messenger RNA of Lycium ferocissimum, 1427 nucleotides long. RefSeq names its product pectin acetylesterase 8-like. Gene Ontology annotation, cellular component: plant-type cell wall. The coding region runs from base 188 to 1177 and encodes 329 amino acids. NCBI's taxonomy places the organism in Eukaryota, Viridiplantae, Streptophyta, Magnoliopsida, Solanales, Solanaceae. Gene Ontology annotation, molecular function: pectin acetylesterase activity. The record is from RefSeq and is a predicted model, not a curated record. Gene Ontology annotation, biological process: cell wall organization. The transcript is spliced from 14 exons.